This is a messenger RNA of Oncorhynchus keta (chum salmon), 306 nucleotides long. Its product is annotated as slit homolog 2 protein-like. The transcript has 2 exons. The record is from RefSeq and is a predicted model, not a curated record. Lineage: Eukaryota; Metazoa; Chordata; Actinopteri; Salmoniformes; Salmonidae. The annotation marks the transcript as partial.
UCCUUGGUAUAGGCUACCAAACCAGUCCACUGCAGUGAUAAUGUCCCUACGGUCGGCCUCAGCUCUGGGUCUGUGUCGCUGUCUGCUGGCUGUCCUGGUGGUCCUGGGGCUGUCCAGCCGGGCAGAGGGCCAGCCAUGCCCGGCACAGUGCUCCUGUUCCGGAUCUACUGUGGACUGUCACGGCCAGGGUCUCCGCAGCGUUCCCAGGAAUAUACCACGCAAUGCAGAGAGACUGGAUCUGAACGCUAAUAAUCUGACUAAAAUCACCAAGGCCGACUUCGCUGGACUGAGGAAUCUGCGUGUGCU